AAGGCAGCGUGCAAGGAGACUCUCCCUCAGAGGCAAGAUGACGAAGCUCACGCUGCUCGCCGGUCUGCUCUUCGUGCUGACCGCUGAGCUAGGCUCAGCCUACCACCUGACAUGCUACUUCACCAACUGGGCCCAGUACCGGCCUGGCCUGGGGCGCUUCAAGCCUGAUGACAUCGACCCUUGCCUCUGUACUCACCUGAUCUAUGCCUUUGCUGGGAUGAGAAAUAACGAGAUCACCACCAUCGAAUGGAACGAUGUCGAGCUUUACCAAGCUUUCAACGGUCUGAAAAACAAGUAAGUGUUGAAAGAACUGAUAUUCAAAACCUUCAUAAGAACCAUUUAUAUAGGGCCUCCCUGGUGGUUCAAGGAGUUAAGUCUCAGCAGUAUGAAGCUAUCAGGAGCCACUGAAGAACAAACCUUCAUUGCCUCCGUCAUCAAAUUCCUGCGCCAGUAUGAGUUUGAUGGGCUGGACUUUGACUGGGAGUACCCCGGUUCUCGCGGGAGCCCUCCCCAGGACAAGCACCUCUUCACCGUCCUGGUGCAGGAAAUGCGCGAAGCUUUUGAGCAGGAGGCCAAGCAGGUCAACAAGCCCAGGCUGCUGGUCACUGCUGCUGUGGCUGCUGGCAUCUCCAACAUCAAGUCUGGCUAUGAGAUUCCCCAGCUGUCCCAGUACCUGGACUUCAUCCAUGUCAUGACCUAUGACCUCCAUGGCUCCUGGGAGGGCUACACUGGAGAGAACAGCCCCCUCUACAAAUAUCCAUCUGACACUGGCAGCAAUGCCUACCUGAAUGUGGAGUACGCCAUGAACUACUGGAAGGCUAACGGGGCUGUAACUGAGAAGCUCAUCGUGGGAUUCCCAACUUACGGACACACUUUCCUCUUAAGCAACCCAGCCAACAAUGGAAUUGGUGCUCCGACCACUGGCCCUGGCCCCGCUGGGCCCUACACCCGGCAGUCUGGGUUCUUGGGUUACUAUGAGAUCUGUACCUUCCUGAAGAAUGGCGCCACCGAAGUGUGGGAGGCGAGUGAGGAAGUUCCCUAUGCUUACAAAGGCAAUGAGUGGCUUGGAUAUGACAACAUGAAGAGCUUCAAAAUCAAGGCUGAAUGGCUGAAGAAGAACAACUUUGGAGGUGCCAUGGUCUGGGCCAUUGAUAUGGAUGACUUCACAGGCAGUUUCUGCAAUCAAGGCAGAUACCCUCUGAUCAAUACCCUGAAGGAUGCCCUCGGUCUGCAGAGUGCAAGUUGCAAAGCCCCCAGCCAGCCCAUCGCUCCCAUCACAGAGGCUCCCAGCUCAGGCAGUGGCAGUAGCGGCUCUGGGAGCGCCAGUGGCAGCGGGGGGAGCUCCAGUGGCAGCGGAUUCUGUGCCAGCAAGGCCAAUGGCCUGUACCCUGACUCCACUGACCGCAAUGCCUUCUACAACUGUGUGAAUGGACAGACCUACGUUCAGCACUGCCAGGCUGGCCUUGUCUUCGACCCUUCCUGUUCCUGCUGCAACUGGUAAUAUUUGCCAGAUACCACCUCACUCAUUCCACCUCGGAAAUUGUACA
Messenger RNA from Condylura cristata (star-nosed mole), 1547 nucleotides. Its product is annotated as acidic mammalian chitinase-like. The record is from RefSeq and is a predicted model, not a curated record. Lineage: Eukaryota; Metazoa; Chordata; Mammalia; Eulipotyphla; Talpidae. Gene Ontology annotation, cellular component: extracellular region. Gene Ontology annotation, molecular function: chitin binding; chitinase activity. Gene Ontology annotation, biological process: carbohydrate metabolic process; chitin catabolic process. The transcript has 10 exons.